AUGCGGUCCUGUAAUGACGAAGUUCCGGUGCGGGGCAUCUAUGGCGACUACUGGUGUGACUCCCCCUGGCGGCUCGUCAACGACAGCAUCAACGCCAUGGCCGACAUCAACCGAAACGUCGACUUCAGCCUGUGGACUGGCGACAACGUGGCUCACAUCGAGGAUCAAUACACCAAUGAGACGUACGUCGUGCAAAUCCUCAGAAGUAUCACUGACGCCCUGAAGGCGGCGUUCCCGGGGGUCAAGGUGUACGCCACAAUGGGGAACCACGACUGGUACCCCUCCGACCAAUUCCCCGUCGACUCGCAAUCCCUGUACAACGCCACUGCCGACCUCUGGGAAGACUGGAUUGGUGAUGCAGAACAGAUGGCGAACUUCCGUAAAGACGCCUACCACACAGUGAAGGCACCUCAAGGAUUAAGGAUCAUAGGACUGAAAACAAAUAUCUACUGCAACCAUGAUAAACCGACAUGA
Molecule: messenger RNA, 474 nt
Organism: Haliotis rufescens (red abalone)
Lineage: Eukaryota; Metazoa; Mollusca; Gastropoda; Lepetellida; Haliotidae
Product: acid sphingomyelinase-like phosphodiesterase 3b
Exons: 3
Coding region: 1-474 (157 amino acids)
Molecular function (GO): hydrolase activity
Source: RefSeq, a predicted model, not a curated record